Messenger RNA from Manihot esculenta (cassava), 570 nucleotides. Its product is annotated as glycine-rich cell wall structural protein 1. The record is from RefSeq and is a predicted model, not a curated record. The transcript has 2 exons. The coding region runs from base 1 to 570 and encodes 189 amino acids. Lineage: Eukaryota; Viridiplantae; Streptophyta; Magnoliopsida; Malpighiales; Euphorbiaceae.
AUGGGGUGUUUUGGCAAGCGUCGCCAUAAAAAGAAAGAAAACAAAUAUCAAAGACCUGCUGCCCCUGGAGGUGCUUACCCUACCAAUAAAGCUUAUCGCAGUGGAGCGGGCAAAGGCGAUUACAGUAGCAACAAAGAUGGUGGGAUGGUAAUUAUGACUAAUAUGAUAGCUGGAACUGCUGCAGCCACUGAUUCCUGUGGCAGCACUUGUGGCGGAGGAAGUAGUGCUUGUGACGGUGGCGGGGGCGGUGGAGGUUGUGGUGGUGGAGGUUGUGGGGGCGCCACACAUGGGGGCGGAUUUCAUAGUAAUGGUGGACAUGGCGGCGGAUUUCAUAGUAAUGGUGGACAUGGCGGUGAUAUUGAAGGUGGUGGCACUGAUGGGGUUGGAGACACAGUAGAUUUCAAUGGUGGGGGAUGGGAUACCUUUGGUGGAGGUGGUGGAGCUGGGUCUGAUUUUGGGGGUGGAGGAGGUGGUGGCUUUGAUUCUGGUGGUGGUGGUGGAGGUGGCGGUGGCUGUGAUUCUGGCGGUGGUGGUGUUGGAGGAGGAGGUGGCGGCGGCGGCGGCUUUUGA